AUGGCCCCACGACUGCUCCUGGCCCUUGUCCUCUGGGCCGGCUGCUUGCCCUGUAGUGGGAGUGAAGCCCCCACCCAGUCCAGGGUGUGGUGCCGGGCCUUUAGGUACCCGAUUGCCGUAGAUUGCUUCUGGACCCUGCCGCCUGCUGCAGACUCCGCCAGGCCCGCGUCCGUCAUUGCCACGUACAGGCUCGGAGUGGCCGCCCACGGGGAGAGCCAGCCCUGCCUCCGGCCAACACCGGAAGCCAGCAGUUGCACCAUCCCAGACGUCCACAUGUUCUCCAUGGUGCCCUACCUGCUGAACAUCACGGCUGUCCACCCCUCGGGCAGCAGCAGCAGCAGCUUCGUGACCUUCGUCCCGGAGCACAUCAUCAAACCAGACCCUCCAGAAGGCGUGCACCUGAGACCCCUCCACGGGCAGGGGCUGUGGGUGCAGUGGGAACCUCCCAGGUCCUGGCCCUUCCCGGAGAUCUUCUCACUCAAGUACUGGAUUCGCUACAAGCGUCAUGGAGCUGCCCGCUUCCGCCAGGUGGGGCCCAUCGAAGCCACGUCCUUCACCCUCAGGGCUGUGCGGCCCCACGCCCGGUACUGCAUCCAGGUGGCUGCCCAGGACCUCACUGACUAUGGGCAGCCCAGCAACUGGAGCCUCCCUGCCACCGCCACAGCGGCUCUGGGCCAGGAGCAGGGGCUUUCCAGGCCCCUCCCCCUCCCUGCUACCUACUCCAAGGCGGAUGGAACCUGA
Molecule: messenger RNA, 741 nt
Organism: Pipistrellus nathusii (Nathusius's pipistrelle)
Lineage: Eukaryota; Metazoa; Chordata; Mammalia; Chiroptera; Vespertilionidae
Source: the annotation of a GenBank genome assembly